Messenger RNA from Sturnus vulgaris (Common starling), 4626 nucleotides. Lineage: Eukaryota; Metazoa; Chordata; Aves; Passeriformes; Sturnidae. The record is from RefSeq and is a predicted model, not a curated record.
GGCGCGUCUCCGCCGAGGGACAAGGACCUCGCCCCCAAGGACCUCCGAAGAGGCGGGAUCUCUCCGGGAAGGGGAAGCAGGAUUGUGUUGUGUGGCUUGAAGAUGAGGCAGGUAUUUGGAGUGGCGCUCCUCCUGGGGCUGAUGGCUCUCCCAGCGGCGCUGGGACAGAGAAGCUCGGAAAGCCAUAAAAAUAGCAGCCAAAGCUUUGCCAUCGUCUCUUUCAAAUGGGAGCACGUCAAGGAGCCGUAUAUCAUUGCACUCUGGAUACUUGUGGCCAGCUUGGCCAAAAUCGUUUUCCACUUGUCCCACAAAGUCACUCGGGUGGUUCCAGAAAGUGCUCUGCUGAUUGUCCUCGGUAUUUUCCUCGGUGGCAUUGUAUUGGCAGCAGAUCACAUUGCCUCCUUCUCCUUGACACCAACUGUAUUUUUCUUCUACUUGCUGCCUCCCAUUGUUUUGGAUGCUGGAUAUUUUAUGCCAAAUAGACUCUUCUUUGGAAAUCUUGGCUCCAUCCUUUUGUAUGCUGUCAUUGGGACAGUAUGGAAUGCUGCCACAACAGGUUUAUCUCUCUACGGUGUCUACCUGACAGGAAUAAUGGGUGAAAUGCAGUCUGGGCUGCUGGAUUUCCUCCUCUUUGGCAGCUUAAUUGCCGCUGUGGAUCCUGUAGCUGUUCUGGCAGUGUUUGAAGAAGUUCAUGUCAAUGAAGUUCUAUUCAUCAUUGUUUUUGGAGAAUCACUUCUGAAUGAUGCUGUAACUGUGGUGCUGUACAACGUGUUUGACUCUUUUGUUGCAAUAGGUGCUGCGAAUGUGACGGGGAUUGAAUGUCUCAAAGGCAUAGUGUCCUUCUUUGUGGUGAGCCUUGGUGGGACACUGGUUGGCAUUUUCUUUGCGUUCCUGCUCUCCCUGGUCAGUCGUUUCACCAAGCACGUGAGGAUCAUUGAACCUGGAUUUGUGUUUGUCAUUUCCUACCUGUCCUACCUCACAGCAGAGAUGCUUUCACUUUCUGCCAUCUUAGCGAUAACCUUCUGUGGCAUUUGCUGUCAGAAAUAUGUCAAGGCUAACAUAUCUGAACAGUCUUCUACAACUGUAAGAUAUACUAUGAAAAUGCUGGCCAGUGGAGCAGAAACUAUUAUCUUCAUGUUCCUGGGUAUUUCAGCUGUGGAUCCAAACAUCUGGACUUGGAAUACAGCUUUUAUUCUGUUGACUCUGGUCUUCAUCUCAGUAUACAGAGUUAUUGGUGUCAUUAUACAGACGUGGAUUCUUAACCGCUACAGAACUGUCCAGCUGGAGAUAAUAGACCAGGUGGUGAUGUCCUAUGGUGGACUACGAGGAGCAGUUGCUUUUGCUCUUGUUGCACUUCUGGAUGGGAAUAAAGUGAAAGACAGAAACCUGUUUGUCAGCACAACAAUAAUUGUUGUGUUUUUUACUGUUAUAUUCCAGGGACUGACUAUCAAACCUUUGGUGCAGUGGCUGAAAGUGAAAAAAACUGAACACAGAGAGCCAAAACUGAAUGAGAAACUUCAUGGCAGAGCCUUUGAUCACAUCCUUUCUGCUAUAGAAGACAUUUCUGGACAAAUAGGGCAUCAUUAUCUGAGAGACAAGUGGUCCAAUUUUGAUAGGAAAUUCCUCAGAAAAAUACUGAUGAGAAGGUCUGCUCAAAAAUCAAGAGACCAAAUCCUUAAUGUUUUCCAUGAGCUCAACCUGAAGGAUGCAAUUAGCUAUGUGGCUGAGGGAGAACGUAGAGGUUCACUGGCGUUUAUACGUUCUCCAAGUACAGACAACAUGGUAAAUGUGGAUUUCAGCACUCCACUCCCAAGCACUGUGGAAAGCUCUGUCUCGUAUUUAUUGAGAGAAAAAGCUGGACCUGUUUGCCUUGACAUGCAAGCUUUAGAGCAGAGGAGGAAAAGUAUCCGGGACACAGAAGAUACCCUGGCUCAUCACACCCUACAACAGUACCUGUAUAAACCCAGGCAGGAGCACAAACACCUGUACAGUCGACAUGAGAUCAUGCACAGUGAAGAUGACAAACAAGACAAGGAGAUUUUCCAUAGGACAAUGAGGAAGCGCUUAGAAUCUUUCAAGAGUACCAAACUAGGAAUAAACCAUUCCAAGAAGCUCAAUAAAAUCCACAAACGAGACCGGGGCCAAAAAAGGAGAAAUAGCAGUGUCAUACCAAAUGGAAACAUUCCUCCAGAAAAUCCAGUACAAGAUUUUACUUUGAAGGAAAAAGAUUUGGAGUUUUCUGAGUCAGAAGAAAAUAAUGAUUAUGAGACUUUGCAUCUAGGCAAAGGAGUUGAUUUCCUGGCUAAUGUGACGAAACAAAAUUUCACAGAUACUCCUGCUGGAAUUGAUAACCCAGUAUUUUCAGCUGACGAUGACCAAAGCGUCUACAUGAAGUUCUCACCAUGGUUAUCUAGUGAAGACACUGUGGUACCAUCACAAAGGGCCCGAGUGCAGAUCCCAUACUCUCCAGACAACUUCAGACGGCUCACUCCAAUCCGGCUCAGCAAUAAAUCAACAGAUUCCUUCCUGCUAGCAGAUGGCCCAGAGGACCGACCCAGAUCUUUUCUCCCAGAAUCAACACAUAUGUGAUAUGGACCAUGACGUUGAAAUGACAGAAUACUCCUCUUCAGAUGAUCAACUAAACCAAAAUGGAAGUGUUUCAGUGAAUCCCCUCCACUUCUUCCCCUCUUGUCUUCAAAUGCCUUGGACACAAAACUAUUCUUCGUUGGAAAACAGAGGGAAUAUAUCUCUUUCUGCUGUCUCUGAGUACAUUGCUUCCUGUGACCCAAAUGUACCUGAUCUUUUCUGGGAAUCAGGUACAGAUAUGAAUAACAAAGAGACAGUAAACUCAGGUUAUUGCUCUGAAGUUAGCUUCAAGUCAGAGAAUUCACAGGAAGAGAAUACUCUGCUUAUGUUUGAAGGGCUGGAAGACUCUUACAUAAAGGACCCCCAAGAGAAGAAAAUGUUGCUUGAUGUAGAAGGGAAUUACAGGUCUGCUGCAGCCAGACGUGUACAAAGCCGACGUUCUUUCCACAGGCCAAAACCUCUGCAUCACCCUAAGCUUCAGAAGCUGGCAUCUCUUCCAGCAUCUUGCCAUGUCCCUCCACAUUCCUUGGAACAGGAAGAAACACAGUUGUGAGCCAGGACUUAAUUGAAAGAAGAAGAUGAACAAAGGGCUUUUAUAAAAAUAGAGAGCAACCUAUUGGUUCAUGGGAUCUGCUCUAGGAUGGAUUCAGAUGGAAAGGGAGUGGGGUCCUGGAUGUCAGAAGCACUGGAGCUUUUCUGCUGCACUUACAUUUUUAAGUUCCUAUUCAUAAUGAAAGGGUGCAUAGUGAGAGGGAACUAUGACUCCUUGUUAUUUUUUCAUGUAGACUGUUACAAAUAUUCUAUUAUUUUUGGAGGGCUAAACCAUGAAUCUUUUCAAAUGGUAAAUCCUUGGUGUUUUUUUACAUGGAUAUGGUUUAUUAUGCCAUUAUGCCAUAAAUACAUUUAAAGGAAUAGGCUGCAUUUGCUGCUUCAGUAAUGGAAUUAAGUAUUUAUGCUAUAUGAAAUUAAAGUAGGAGAAGCCAACGGUUAGCCUCAUCCCUGCUAAGUCUACUCUGAUUGAAAUGGAUCAGUGCCUUUUACAAGUGCAAGCUAAAGAAAAAUAUUUUCCUGCUGUUGAAUAUUUGUGUCACUGAGUAAUUGUGGAAUAUUGACUCUUGUGUAAAACUUUCCAGGGAGAGGAAAGUCUUGGCAUCUUGAAAUUUAAUCCAGGACUUCAGGAGGGCCAUUUCCUUCCUUCACUUUCACUCCCUCAACUCAGUAGCACUGGAAUGAAAGAACAUCCAGAAUUAGCUCAGAAUUUUAAUUUGCGUGGUCACAAGCAAUUAAUUUCAUACUCUUAAUUAAGCUGCUGUAUUUUAAAUAGCCUCACUCAGACAGAAGUGUAAAUAUUUGUCAUUUUUACUGCUGCUUUGGAAGACACCUUCCAAAUACUGUUAGAUUAUCCUGUUAAUUUAUGUAUCACUUUCAAUAGCUGAUUGGGAUAGUGGUCUCUCAGAUGGUGUUCUGUAUUUUGCCACAUGGUUUAAGUGCCACAAAGACUCAGGAUGUUGAUGGAUCAAAGUACUGUACAGAGGCAGUUUGGCUACUGUGCAUGUAUAUACCUACUUGUAUUAGGAAUGUCCUCUUUUUUUUGUCAGUGGUUUUCUGUCAAACGAUAGUUAUGAUUGCACUAGUCACUUACUGCAUAUGAAUUAGACCUACAUCACCCUGAAGACAUCUGGAGACAUCAGUGAAAGCCAGAUGAAGAACAGUGAAAGUUCAGAUGAAGAACUAAAUAAAAGUGAAAACUCUGAGACCUGUCAUAGAUGUAUAAUACUACAUGCCUGGUAUGUAAUCCUCUGGCCAUUCAGCCUUAGGUGAUUCCAGUCCUGAAAUUUUGGCUUGAAAUCUUCAGUGGUAUAAACUGUAAAGGUUCUAUGACAUUAAUAGAGGGAGAGUGUUUUGCCACUUCUGUGAUGCUAAUGUGUUCCUACUUUCUAUUUGAUAUCAGUGUAAAACAUUUGUAAAUGAGCUGUCACCUUCAGGGAGGCAUGUGAAUUGUUUAAGACUGAAUUCUGGACAGUGGCUUUAUGUGGUAAA